AAAAGUUGCCAAAAGCUAUUUCCACUGCAAGUUCUGGCUCUCCAUGUACAUUCAUGCCCAGUGAUGUUAAGCUCAUCUGAUGAGGAAGAGCCUGGUGAGGGUGAAUGCCCCAUAUGCCACGAAACGUUUCCAUUUAUGGACUUAAACAUUCAUGCCAGUUCCUGUGGAGAAAGGUCUGACAACAGUCUUGAAACCAACACUGCAUCAGAUACACUUUCUGACAAGAUUUCUUGUGAGGAAGAUGUUUUACGUUGGCUUGCUGCCCAAAUUGACCACACAAAAGAGUUCAGCCUUUGUGUGGCACGAGAACAGUUGGUGGAACGGGGUAUGAUGCUCUGGAAAAGACAAAAGCGAAGUUCCCCCAUCAAUCCUCUUAAAGUUACUUUUCUGGGAGAGUCUGGAAUUGACACUGGGGCACUGCGUGUGGAGUUCCUGACAGAGUUGAUUUCUGGGAUUGGUGACAGGCUCUUUGAGGGUCAAGAAGGGAAAGGAAGAAUCCCAAAGUAUUCCCUAAAUGACCUUGACAAUGGUCUCUUCAGAGUUGCAGGGGAAGUCUUUGCAGCGAGCCUUGCACAGGGUGGUCCAGCUCCAUGUUUCCUACAAGAAUGGUGCUACCAGUUCCUGGCAACUGGUGAGCUGAUACCCAUAAGCAAAGAUGACAUCUUUGACUUGGAGUUGUCACCACUGAUUGAAGCUAUUGACGAGGCGAACGAUAUGACAAGCUUCACAGACCAGAUUGUUAAUUGUGGCUACACUGGUCCAAUAAAUGAGGAGCAUAAAGCUAGCAUAAUCAGGGCAAUUGUCUUGCAUGCCACAACAAAAAGGACAGCGAUGCUAAGCCAGCUACGACAAGGCUUAGAUGUCUAUGACUUCUUAAAGGUCAUCAAAGGAAAUCCAGCACAUUGCCGUGGUCUGUUUGUUGCUGGCAAUAUUGAGAAAGUGGAUUCACACUACAUUGUGUCCAGACUUGCACCGGAGUUCAGUAGCUCCACAGUCAACCAACUAACAGAAAAAAAAAUCUUAAACUACUUUCAAGAUUUUCUGCUCGAACUUGAGGAUGCAGAACCCGAAGACCACGACGAGCCCUCUGUCCCCGGUGUGAUGCAAUGGCUUUCUGGCCAGGCUCACAGACAUCUCUUGUUAUCAGACAGGGAAGCAUUUAAAAUAGUUGUUCGUUUUAACCACAAUUGCUUUGACAACAUGCCUGGUCACACCAUCUGCUUCCCUGUUGUUAGUGCCUGCACACAAACUGUGACUUUUCCAACAGCUCAUCUCAACUCUUUUGAGGAGUUCAAAGAGAGUAUCUUGAUCUCUCUGAAGUGUGGCGCAGGAUUCCACAGAAUCUAGUGUUUCAACAAUUUUUGUUUUGUUA
Oryzias latipes (Japanese medaka) is the source of this 1372-nucleotide messenger RNA. RefSeq names its product G2/M phase-specific E3 ubiquitin-protein ligase-like. Lineage: Eukaryota; Metazoa; Chordata; Actinopteri; Beloniformes; Adrianichthyidae. Gene Ontology annotation, molecular function: ubiquitin-protein transferase activity. The record is from RefSeq and is a predicted model, not a curated record.